This is a messenger RNA of Melanotaenia boesemani (Boeseman's rainbowfish), 4772 nucleotides long. RefSeq names its product protein shortage in chiasmata 1 ortholog. Gene Ontology annotation, biological process: resolution of meiotic recombination intermediates. NCBI's taxonomy places the organism in Eukaryota, Metazoa, Chordata, Actinopteri, Atheriniformes, Melanotaeniidae. Bases 89 to 4459 code for a protein of 1456 amino acids. Gene Ontology annotation, cellular component: condensed nuclear chromosome. The transcript has 28 exons. The record is from RefSeq and is a predicted model, not a curated record. Gene Ontology annotation, molecular function: single-stranded DNA binding; ATP hydrolysis activity.
CUUCCAUUAAACAAGACGAUCUUUGAAUUUAAACAGUCGCCAACACAUCGGCUUCUGAUGAAAGUAUCGAUUUAAACUUCAUGUCAACAUGUGUGAAAAGAGCACCUGUAGCCUGACUGAGGUCUUCUCUGCUAUCAGAUACAAAGCGCUUGACUAUGUAUUUGAGACCAACUCCAGAUUGAAGGUAACUUUAAAUCUGCUGUCUCUUCCAACACCUUACCUAACUGGUACCAGUGAUCUGUACCCCCACUGUGGCAAAUUGCCAGACUUCACUUACAGGACACCAUGGGUCAGAGGAGAGGUAAUCUCUUCCUGCAGACUCUUUGUUGGUGGUUCUGUGCUUGAUGACCUGAGAGGAAAAAAACAGCCAGUAAACUUUUUAGAAAGGUAUGUUGUGGAAAACCAUGUGGAGGUGAUACCCAGCUCUAAUCCUGAAUCGCUGAAGGAUUUUGACCAGGAUCAGUAUGUUUCUCUUUUAAAAGAGCCACAGAUUCAUGACCCAUGUCAGGAAUCAUUUUUCAGGUGGAAAACUGACCAGAUGAAGCUGGCAAAUACAACCAAUGAUAUCUUCUUGCUGGACGAGCUCAUCGCUGCUGAUCACCUGCCGCAGUUGAGACAUUUACCCACACUGAAAACCAAACUGUCCCGACUAAAGACGCUUCCUGUGACCGACCCUCUGCUAAGCUCAACAGGAUUCGCCGUGUCUGAUGACAUCAUGUUCAGCUCUUUCAAGCAAUGUGCAUCUUAUGAGAAACCUCCAGAUGUGGACUCUGUUAGCACUCAGACUUGUGUCAACAUUCAGGAGGACUUUGUUAAAGAGUUACUCUUGGAGAGAGAGUUGCUACUUUUGCCUGCUGUAGUGGACACUCUUCAGAUGAACCCACAGACCUGCAGCGACUUUUCAAGCAUCUGCAGUUGUAUGAAUGUUGUUCCUGAACCACUGGGCAACCAGCCUACAGUUCUGGAUGUGCUUUACAAUAAUUCCCUUUCAAAGGCAUCAGUGGAUAUUUCCCAAUAUGACUUACCACAGGAACACAGUAGUGACUGCAAGAUGAGCGAAAGCCUGUUAAAGUCAGAAUUUGCAGGAUGUGUGGUGUCUCCAGCUGAGAUGGAGCUGGACUUGAUUCUGAGCCCGACUCCAAAGAACAGUCUGACUCACAUCUGCCUGUCUACCUCUCAACUCCAGGAGGAAGCGUUGUCUCCUGUUUGCAGACUAUCUUUGGUUUCAGUGAGGACUCACAAAAAUAUGGAGGGGGCACUUUGGAAGGCAGAGAAGCAUCCCACAUUUGUUGUGGGCUUUCUUUUGUCAGAGCCCCAAAUACACGAACCAGAUGUUGAGUUCCAGCCUCUGUAUGAAGCCCUGAGAGUUCUUAAGUCAGAGAAACAAAGUUUCAUCCAUGCUGAUGACAACUUGGAGUUAGAGAGUUGGGAGUCGGGAACCCCACAGGUGUUUCUGGGCUGCAGCCGUGACUUCACAGAGAGUAUGAGUUCUGCGUUUCCCCCCACACGGAAAGAGGAGGUUGAAAACUUCACAAAACUCUUACCUGAACACGUGGAUGAUAGAUCCUUCCUGUUGGACCUUCAUGAAGAAACCAUGGUUGAUUCAUCUAAGAUCAUUUCCCCUGUACAUGCUGUAAGCCCAGGCAAUAAGGAAGAAAAACCUACUGCUAUCAUCGGCACCAAAAAGGACCUCUCAGAAAAGAGGCUUCCUGCUCAAAGAAACACUGUCAACAUAGUUGAAGACAACCGUAGGCCCUCACAGAGUACCAACGAUCCAGAGAUGCUUCUGUCCUCAAGAUUGAAUGUCAGAGACUAUUAUAGAAGUUUGAUGUCUGCUCAACUUCAACCAGAAAAGGAUUUUGAUCCUCUGUCCACCUUCAUGAUGCUGAGAUCGCAGCAGGUGCCCCCAGUUGAUGCAACACCUCAGAGUUCAGCCAAAACUGCAGCUGUAGAGAUGAACCAACAAACGUCACCAAUGGAGGUGCAGCCCCCUUCAGAUCAGAUGCAAACACCUGACAGGAGGCCGGCAUACAUGAGCAUUGCUGUGUCAGGAGAUGCCACCAGAGAGAAUAUACCCACUGCUCAGCGGACGAGUCAACCUAUCAGCUGUGCUGUCAGUCAGUCGAACCAUCAGGAGAGACAGGAUAGCAGAGUUUUGCAGGUUCAGGCUACAGAAAGCCAGCUGCAUGCCUACUGUGAGCUUCUGGCCUUUGCUCAGCCUUGUCUGAGUUCUGCCAGAGAGCUGGGGCUUAAUUUCCCAACAUGGGGAGACUUUAGCAGCAUGGCUCCGGACCAAACACACUUCCUUCUCAAACAGCAGGAGAGAGCACUCUGCAGGACCCCUGCACAGAGUGCAGAGCUGGCCAAAGAUCAGGAACAGCUUUUCAACCUGGCAGAUUUGAUCCAUGUGCUAGUGACAUUCAAAGAGCUGCUGCUGAAAUGUGACCUGAGCACUGGUCUAGAGUACCUGACAAAGGCAGCUGAGGCGUGUGCAGAGCAGAGUCUGAAGCAGCUGCUGAAGAAGAUGCAGAUCAUCUUCUACCUCAGUCAUAAGAAGCAGGAGUCCAGCCCCAAACUGCUGGAGCUGCAGCAGCUGCUGGCUGAAUGGCUGGCCAGCAGGGAAGGUGGCAGAAACUCAAAGAAAAUUCUUGUCAUACUAUCAGUUGACUCUGAUGAAAACAGAUCAAUGAUCAUCAACAGUUUGAACCAAGUGACUGGUGCUGCUGCGACUUUAAUUUGUCCUGAUAACAAAAAGCUAAAUGGUGCCAGUGUGGUGAGCAGCUUGUAUGACAGUGAUUGUGUGGUGGUGUAUGAGCAACAUAUAGGCCCCGACUUCCCCUGGACCUGUUUCUCUCUUGUGGUGGAAUUUGACCACCCAGGCCAGUCUCCAUGGUCUACAGUCUGCAGUGAGAGGACCAUCAGCUACCUCACUUUUAACACCAUUAUCUCUGACACUGACAUAGAGAAAGCCUCGUGGUCUCUGGAGGACAACGUGCCUCACGUGUUGUUUGUGACGGAGGGGCUUCUUAACUGCCCCCUGCUGCUACAGAGACUCGAGUCAAGCUUCAAUAUAACUGUGUUAGAGAGGAGCCACUCGCCAACUCUGCAGAAGCUUGGCGGGAUCAACAACUACACCAUAAUCACAGUAGAUGAAAAUACUGCUAUCUUCAUUCAGGAGGGGGAUGAACUGUGUCAGGAGCGAGCUAGCGAGAGAGUGGUGAUGAGGCUGACUGCACUCUCUCUUCAGUACAGCUGCUGUUGGCUCAUCCUGCACUGCCCUGACAGUGAGGGGGGAGGGUUUUCCAGCGAAGCCUUCAACAACUUGGUGUUAGUUUAUUCAUCUCUGGUGCUGUUCGGCAUGAAGCCCGAGGCUCUGAAUGUGAAGGUGCUGAUAGUGUCAGAAGUCUUUGAAAUGGCCACAUUUAUCAACCAGAUUUGCUUCACCACCCUGAUGUCCAGUGACAGAGACCCUCUGAGCUACCUAAACAGGGACUGGUUAAACGUGAUUCCUUCACAGGAGGAAGAGUGUCUGUCACACUUCCCUUGUAUUAACCCUUUGGUCAGCCAGCUGAUGCUGAACAGAGCUCCAUCCUUGCAGUGGCUCCUGGAGGCCUCCAUCGCUCAGCUGAAGGAGCUGCUUCCUGAAGUGCCACAGAAAGUCCUCAAGCUGUUCUGUGACACCACCUCUCUGUACUCGACGAGGGCAGAUCCCCAACAAACUCAGGCAGUCAUCCCUGAGACAAUCCAACAAACCAACCUUUGGACCCACACUGCUGAUUGUGAGCCCACCGACUUUCUGCAUCCAGACCUGUUGGCCUAUGACCACAACUCCAGCUUCCCGUUUGGGGCUGCAGAUGCAGAAGACCCUGAAUGUCCAGAUUUCAGACUUGACUCGAGUCUAUCCUUUGGUAGUCCAGAUGUUUAUGUCCAGACAAGCUGGACCAGCAGUGAUCUCUGGAGAGAGGAGAAUAGGUUUUCUCUCCAGAAAAGGAGAGCUGGAGCAGCAGGGAGGGUUGUUGAACGAGUAAACCAUGAGUGGACCCCACUGAAUGAUUACACCUCAUACCUACAACCAACUGACAGUCCCCUAAAACUGGACCCCACUAACAAUUACAACCUCAUCCUGCAGCAGCCAUGCAACACUCAAAGAUCCCCCCACUCCACAGUCUUCAGUGACAUCCAAACUCCUCACAGCCAUCACUUCCCCUGUGGUCUGAGCCCACUAACAGAUCUCACAUGGGGCCAUAAGAAAAGUACUGAUGAGAGCUUCUCUAGAGGAGAUAUGACAGUGGUUUCAGUUAACUAUGGCUCCAAGUGUUGGAAAGGUCAGGAGAGGAAGAGGAGUGGGGAAGCAGCUAACCUGGUUGGUUCAGAGUUGGAACCAUUAAAGAAGCGGCGGUUAAGCUAUGAGAGAGUACCUGGCAGAAGUGAUGGACAGACCAGGCUCAGGUUGCUUUAGGUCUUAAUGAAAGACAAAGAAAACAUUUUGUUAAUUUAAAAAGUUACUUUUUUGUUUUUAAACAUCCUUGAUCAAACAAUUUUCAUAUUUUACUUGUUCAUUUUGGCAUUAAAGCAGGUUUUAAACCCAUCCAUGCUUCUUUUAAAAUGUAAGAAUAAAAAAAUUAACAAUAAAUUGUUGUAAAGUUCAAAUAUGACUAAGUCAUUUAAAUUGUUCUGAAUGUUAAGCAGUUAAUAUAAAUGGAUUUGACAGUAAAUAUAAAAUGUUUUGUUUUCCUACGCACGUAAAUGUUUAAUGAUUUUAAUCAGUUAAA